Messenger RNA from Patella vulgata (common limpet), 3734 nucleotides. RefSeq names its product trafficking protein particle complex subunit 14. Gene Ontology annotation, cellular component: TRAPPII protein complex. Gene Ontology annotation, molecular function: alpha-tubulin binding. Gene Ontology annotation, biological process: cilium assembly. Bases 413 to 1762 code for a protein of 449 amino acids. The record is from RefSeq and is a predicted model, not a curated record. NCBI's taxonomy places the organism in Eukaryota, Metazoa, Mollusca, Gastropoda, Patellidae. The transcript is spliced from 12 exons.
CAUUGCAGACGAUUUGCAAAAUAUAAAAUUUAUUUUCCAACAUAAUGAAAAGCCUACCGCAGGAAAUAUAGAUUGCUACUCAGAGAGAAAGUCUAUAUAUCUUGGUGAAACUGUUAGGUUGUAUGUGGUUAUUUCCAGAGAAACGAAUGCCGAAGAACGAUGGAAAUCUCGUAUCUGCCAAGUGGCCGCAAGUGGCAAUUUUUCAAAAAUCGAUGAAACAACAAAACUGAAAUUUAAGUCCCCCAAGAAAACCCCAGUAAGAUCCUCCAAUACUUUCACCGUUUGCCCAGUAGCUGUAACUUUGUCAGAAGAUUCACUUACAUCAGAAUAUAAUUUAGAAAACAAGGAUUUCAAACCUUACUUUAUUGAUGACAAGAAUUAUCUUGUACCAGUUAAAGCAUGUCUUAGUUCAAUGGAUGGCUAUAUAAAUCGUGUCAAUUUGAAUGUAUCAGUCUGGAUGUGCACAUCUCCAUUAGAUCAAACACCAGAUCAAAUAGCCAAAAAAGAUUUUCAUCUGGACAAUCUAACAUUACAAGUUUUAAAGAAAAAGACAGUUCAACAGAAAACAGUUAGCAAGGAACUGAAUGUCAUAAAUCCACCAUUGUUUAAGAUAAAGGUCACAACAGCAGGAGGAAAACAUCUUCUUUUGGUUCAUGUUUGUAAUAAAAGUAAUGAAUCGGUAGAGUUAAUAGAUCUAAAUAUAUUAAAUACGUCCAGUAAAUACAGUGUUGAAGAAUCAGGAAGUCAUGUUCUAGAUACAGGCAAUAAUAAUAAUUUGAGUUCUGAACAUAUCACAUCUAGAAUUCAUUUUAAUAAAUUAGGAAGUACAACUCUACCAUGUUCCCUAUUGCCAGAAGAAGAAAUGUCUUUCAUCUUUAAUCUGUCUCUAGAAAAUUUCAACUCAUCAAUUUCAGAAUUGGAGCUGUAUUUUAAAUCUCAACUUAAAUGGCGUCACAGUUCUUCUGUAACUAAUGUUAUUACAGUUUAUAGGUUACCAAAGUUUUGUGUGCAUUAUGCACCUUUUAUCAUUUCUAUUGGAUGUUCAGAGAAUAUUACUGUAGGCAAAAGUUUCACCCUAACAUACAAUAUAGUGAAUAAACUACAGGAUUUUUUAAGUAUGAAACUGUACUGGAGUUUAAAACAUCAACUGGAAGUAGCUAGACAGAAAGGUGAUAAUGAUGGUAAUAGACAGAGAUUAGAAAUGAUGAAUAGAGCUGUCAUAUGUCAUGAUCCUGAUAUACACGUGGGUUCAUGUCCUAGAGGUUCAUCUGUACCUGUUCCUGUUUCUUUCCAAAUAUUAGAACCAGGAUUAUUUGAGUUUAGCGACUUAAUGAAGGUAAACCUAAGAUAUGCCCUACCAGAUUCACAGAGUACCCUUAAACAAGACUCACUAGGUACUCCGGUGUCCAUAGACACAACCUCUACACUGUCCACGGAAGACCAACUGGCAGCCUCAGAAGAACUGUGGAGAGAUCGAAGUGGUAGCACAUCAUCACUCAACACACCAACAUCAGAGAGUGCUGAAGAGAAGCGUAAAUCUUUUGCCACCAAGUCCUACUCAUUUGGUGACCUGGGACCAACUUUAUCAACAGAUUCUGAUGAAGCGAGGAGGAAAAGGUUUAAAAACAUAAAGAGAUCAUCAGCUGUACCCCCACCCCGACCGCCACCACCAAGAUUAUUAACACAAGUAGAAAAAGAUGUCACAAAUCCGAGUAACUUUCUUAAAAAAUCAUUCCAAGUUUACAUUCCUCAUCAUGUUUAAUUUUUUUUAUUUAAAUGGACAAGACCUUUUGGAUUUGAUGUGUUAUUUCAAGAGAGAAAUCUAUUGUAAAAGAGAUUGUGAAAGAUCCCAUUCACAACACAGCUUAGGAACUUAGGAAGGACUUCCUUUUGUUUUAUACUCAAAAGCUUAAUUUGACUGAAUCUGCAGAUUUUAAAUUAUAAUGUAUAGAGAUGUUCCCCACAAUAACUCAAACAGGUCUUUUCGUUUACCUGUUGCUAUUUAUUUUAAAAAGGCAUUUUGUCAAGUUAUCAAAUGGUUUCUAAUAUUGUAGUUAAGUUUUUAGAUACCAAUGCAACAUUUAAUGAGGACCAAAAUUGUUGUCACUUCUGCAUCCAUCUACGUCACUGUACAGGUCAAAGUUCCGAAAAGGUUAAAUAAACUGAAAUGGGGUUUAAUGUCCUACCUUUAUGCACCAACCGGGUUUACAAAGAUGGGUAUAUACCAUGCAGUUUUCUCAAUCAAUACACCUAGAAGCUUUUCCGUUUCCUUCAAAACUGUAGCUAUUUUUCAUUUGUUCGUGAUAGAAAACAUUAUGGAAAUUAAGAAUUUCCUGAUACCAAAUUACAGAAUUCAUGUUCAAACUUAUGAAAGAAUGUUAAUGUCAUAUAUUGGUGUUGUUCUGGACUGUUGAUUUGUCCGAUUCCUUGGUCAACCUUGCAGACCAUAUGAGUUAUGCCAUAAUCCCUAUCUUUAUUAUUAAAAUGUAAAAGUAUCUAGUAGGCUGGAGUAAUUUUUCUAUCAGUCUUGAUCAAGAGAGUGUGAGUGCAUAAUUUAAUGAUCUCAAAAUGAGUUUAAUAUGUUGUAUUUCUUUGUUUCGUCCUUAUUUAAAAAUUGUAUUGUCAACUUCUUUAUAUUUACUGUGAUGCUGGUAUAGUUUUGUGUGCAUAAUAUUUCAAGUAAUUUUGAUAGUCUUUAUUCUACUGUAUAUUAUCUCUGCUUUGGCUACAACAAAUUUUAAAGUGGACAAUAGCAUUUAUUGUGUACAUAUAUAUUAUUGUAUAUAUAUAUACGGUAAUUAGCUGUCUGGUUAUUCGGUUGUACAGUUCAAGCAAUGAAUCCACCAGUAAACAAUGCAUUUCAAAUACAAAACGAGUGUCAUAUUUCCUUUCCACCAAUUGUAAGAUAUACAAGAAUCUCUGUUCAUUCGUUCGUUUUACGUCCACUUUCCCCUAGGGGAGAAUCUGUAUAGGAUCUUUGACACUAUAUACAAAUUUAUCUCUAUUUAGCACAAACUAAUUUCACAAGGAAUAAUCAGACAAGUUUUGAUAUAUUAUUCACUGUGGAUUUUUAUAACUGUCAUCAGUUGGUCUGUGAUGAACUUAAGACAGGUCAAAUGUUGUUCCCAUACUGAAAAAAUAGCCUCAUAAGGCAUAUUUGUAACCACCACUUUGAUCGAUGUAGCAACUUUGCUGCUGGUAGCAGUAUAUGGGGGCAGAAAAGGUCCUGUAUAAAUAUGUGAUUGUAUGAGUCUUAGACUUUGUGAUGUUCUAUUAUGUUGUUUUAUUUUUUAAAAGUUUUUCUUUUAUUAUAAAAUAUAUUUAUUACAUUUAUUAUAUGUUUCAAGCUUUUUUAAAUGAAUCUCGUUUUCUUUUUGUUCAUCAUUAUCAGUAUUUUGUUAGCUGUUUUUAAAAACAUAUUCCUUUCAAUUCUAGUGAUAGGAAAUUCUGUAUUAUUAGUGAUGUAUAUGUUGUUUUCUUUGGAAUUAGCCAAUAGAUGGUUGUUAAUGGGUCAUUGUCAUAAAUUAUAUACAAACACAUGUGCAAUAUUGGUGAUAGGUCUAUAACCUAAGCCUAUUAUUAUUUAUAAUGUAUAUCAAUCUGUUCCAUGUUUAGUUAUUUUGUUUUCAAAAGUAAGUAAAUAAUUGUUGAAAAGUUAAAUUGUCCUACUUAUCUUUUUAAAGAUACAUUUACAGUCUCACGUAAAUCUGUUUUCAUUAAAAUGUUGUUCAGUU